AUGAGAACACCGCGGGGCCAGGGGGAACAGAAACAGACCGAGCUCGAGCUCCCGCACGGCAAUACGUCUGCCAACAGCCUUGAUGAGACCAUGACCAAUGAUCUACGAAACUUCAAUCGCUCUCCCCAUCCCUACCACCGAAGCCGACACCCCGUCUCACGAACGCCAUCGGAGCAAGGCGAUCGCCUCCAGCCCCAGGCCCAUAACUCAAAGUCCCCGCGCACGCCUAGUGAUAGUGGCACGGAAGCGGACGAUGAGAGCACGGGGAUUUUAAGAGGUCUGCCUGCGCCGCCUAUCCGGCCUCGAAAGGGACUGCGGUCUGGUGCGAAUAGUACGAAUGCGGCUGAUUCUGAUGCCUGGCUACCUUCGCUGCAGCCAUGGCCAUCAUUCGUGCGGACUACUCGAGGGUCACAGCGCAGCUCGGAGGAGGAAGCUGAGUGCGCCUUAAGUAAGACUUUACAGCUUCGGCGGAAGAGGCGGGUUGAAAUCUUGCGGCGAUUGCUGGAGACAGCGUUACUUUUAUCAGUGGGUGCGGUGACGACGUUACAACCAGAGGCGCGCGAACAGCUCGCCGCCCACGGCCUUUUGGUCAUUGGCUUGUUUUCCGCAUAUCCCGUUCUUCUUCGUAUCUCACAGAGUCGGAGUCUACUACGAUUAUGGCCUUCCAAGCGUCCCUUCUUCUCAAUUCCAACCAGCUUCGACCCUGCUCCUCUCCUAUAUCCCGUUUUCAUUCCAAUUUUCGUCUCGCUCUCGUUGACGCACCACCGCGCGGCGUUUCUAAUACCAAAUAUCAUUCUCAGUCUCUCAUCUCUCCCAUCGCCAGUCAUCCCCCUCCACCACUUGACGCAUGGAUUCAGUAUUACCCACUGGAUGGUGACGCUGGUGCCGGCGCUCGUCUCUGAGCACCUUUCUUUCGACACUACAAUCCUCAAGCCUCUCACGCUCCGCGGAUGUGAUGCGGAAUUGCUAUUUCUUAUUUUUCCUUUGCAUCAAGCGUUGAUACCCACUUUAGACUUUUUGUUGACGACCAGCAUUCUCCCCGCGGAGCUACAACUCUUGACGACUGCCUUGAUCAAUUUGUACUUGUUUGCGAGCUCGCCCCAGGCUGAAAUUCUGAAAGCUUUGCUAUGGCUUGGUGGGCUUUGUAUAUUUGCUUCGUGCCGAAACAUAAUGCGAUGGGAAGUUGCUUUGGCUCGCAUUCCCAGUUGGAAAUUCCGCCGCUCCAUCAGUAACUCGCCAUCUCCUCGCCAAUUCCUGAAUUUGAUGGACCACCGAUUGUGUCAGAAGCUGAGCAGAACUGGUGGUUCAGAUGAGCCCAAUUCGGACAGUGAUGGUCCCGGUAGCGUACCCGUGUCGCGCAAGACCAGAACCACUCGAGAAAUGCGUGGCGCAACGCAGCCCGUGUCCGCCAUUGAUAAUAUAACCACAGAAGAAGCUUUUGAGAAGUUUAGUCAAAAGGGCCAUCGCCGCCGGCAUACCAUAUCUACCUUUGACGAUGCACUACAAGAAGAGAAGCGAAUUCGAACUACGCCAAGUGGUCGCCGAAAGAAGUCGAUGGGCCCGGACGUUGUGUCUUUCCUGUCGUUGACUGCAGUACAGGCGCAGGUUCGCAAGUGGCUGUACGCCUUUUACGUCUACGCCGUGUCACUGGCCAUAAUAUUCGGCCCGAUACGAAAGUACGUGGCUGAGAGGGCGCUGCAGGGACAUGAUCCAUUCGGCUGGGCUGCAGGAUAUAUGCUGGGCAAUAUAUCCGCCUUUCGACUAUGGGCGCUUAUGUUGAGCCUCGAAUAUUGGGUUGAUCUGCCGGCCCGGCCGGAUGUGACCAUGAACACCGCUUCUUGCGUGCUCGGCCGGAUGGAACACCUGCGUCAGACCAGUUUUGGGCCCGCGAACUCUCGUCUUUUGAUUGCGACAUACUGUGUCGGUGUGUUGGUAACGGGCUUGGCCGUGGUAUUCCACCUCAGCUCUGUGGUUGAGGUGGAUACACGGCGCAAGGUGUUUCACGGUAUGAUGGUGCUUAUGUUCCUGCCCACGAUCUUUGUAGAUCCGACAUUUUGUGCUUUGGCUCUAGGAUUAGUACUUUCUAUUUUCCUUUUACUGGACCUCUUCCGAGCGUCUCAGCUUCCCCCCAUAUCACGUCCGUUGACAUAUUUCCUUGCCCCGUAUGUCGAUGGGCGGGACCACCGUGGUCCCGUGAUCAUCUCACACAUCUUCCUGCUUAUCGGGUGCUCUAUUCCGCUCUGGCUAUCACUAUCUAACCUCGACCGCAAUGACACUGGUCCUUGGAUCGGUUGGGAUGUUCCUGUGCGGGAUGUCAGUAUGGUUAGUGGCGUUAUUUGUGUUGGGAUGGGAGAUGCAGCGGCUUCUCUAAUCGGUCGUCGGUUUGGGCGGCUGAAAUGGUUCUGGGGUGGUGGUAAGUCGCUUGAAGGCAGUGUUGCCUUUGCCGUGGCUGUCACCUGUGGAUUACUAGCGGUUCGUGCCUGGCUGAUAGUUGGGGGAUGGGCUGUGGAAUCAGCAGCCACCAAGGCGGACUACUCCACUCGAUUCUGGCUUUUGACGAUAUGCAAGGCCAUGUUAGCGGCUUGUGGGACUAGCGCCACUGAGGCAAUCCUCACGGGAUGUAAUGAUAACGUGUUGGUGCCAAUAGUGUUGUGGCUGUUGGUACGGGGACUGGGUGUUUGA
Messenger RNA from Penicillium taxi, 2682 nucleotides. RefSeq names its product putative phosphatidate cytidylyltransferase. Gene Ontology annotation, biological process: dolichyl monophosphate biosynthetic process. Lineage: Eukaryota; Fungi; Ascomycota; Eurotiomycetes; Eurotiales; Aspergillaceae. The transcript has 2 exons. Gene Ontology annotation, cellular component: endoplasmic reticulum membrane. Gene Ontology annotation, molecular function: dolichol kinase activity. The coding region runs from base 1 to 2682 and encodes 893 amino acids. The record is from RefSeq and is a predicted model, not a curated record.